UACACUUCGAGGAACAAAAAUGGCGGCAACCAGUGACGAACAGAUGGAAUCUCUGCUCUCUGGUUUCGAUCAAAUAUACGAGGACUUCAAAGCUGGUUUAACAGAGAUCCAAUCGCUGAAAUCGAACUUUACUGCCGAAGUUAAGAGGCGAGAAGCUCUUGAAAUCACUUGCAACAGUCUGAAACUAGAUAAUGAGCGUUUGACAAAGAUGUAUACCGAGUCCUUAAGCAAAGUAGCCGAUCAGCUUGAACACCGUUCCAAGUGUCAAAGCUUGAAGAAGGAGCUGAAGAAACUGAAUGAUGAAUAUCUCAGCAAAGAAGAUGAACAUCAGAGGGCAAUGCAAUUUCUUAAACAAGAGCAUGCUGCAAAGUAUGGAGAUCUAGAGAGUCAGAUAAGAUGUUUUCUGCAACAACAAGCGGAAAAUGAAGCAAUGAUCAAACACCUCCAGAGAGACUUAACUGCACAUAAGACCCAUAUACAAACCCUAACCAACAAGCUGGAACAGGUUCAAUCUGAUAUGGAAUUGAAAUAUCAUAACGAGAUUCAGGAUUUGAAAGACUGGGCCCUGGUUGAACAGGAAGAGAAAAAUGAUCUGAAUAAGAAGCUCCAAAAUGCAGAAAAGGAAUUGAUUAUUAGCAGAGCAAAGCUGGUAGAAAAGCAUCAAGACUCAACUUUGAACCAUCAUAUCGAAACACUGAAGCAAAAAGUUAUGAAACUAAGGAAGGAGAAUGAGGUCUUAAAAAGGAAAUUACUUGUCUCUGAAGAGGGUUAAUGGGUUUCCAUUUCAAUGUCUUGCUUGUAGGCCGGGUGACUUCUAGCCUAGCAGUAUCCCAAGAUCUGAGGUCAUGUGAUUUUGUUUUUUCAUUAGUUAACUGAAAAUUUUCAUUGUCAUCUUGUAAGCUUUGACCUGAGAUAAAUGAAUCAGAAUCUCUUCAAGCUUAAGGGGAUGUUCUCAAUGUAAAUGGCUUUUUUUUUUCAAAAAGAACUAAAGAAGUUAAGAAGU
Messenger RNA from Nelumbo nucifera (sacred lotus), 1003 nucleotides. Its product is annotated as 4/1 protein short form protein. NCBI's taxonomy places the organism in Eukaryota, Viridiplantae, Streptophyta, Magnoliopsida, Proteales, Nelumbonaceae. The record is from RefSeq and is a predicted model, not a curated record.